GUGGCACGUGCAGUCUCAGUGAGGACUACAAACCCAGAGGAAGACCCGGACCCGGAGCUCGCUUUCUCUUCUCUCCGCCACUUUUCAACCGGAGUACACUCCUCCUCCUCCUCCUCCUCCUCCUCCUCCUCCUCUUCUUCCUCUGUUGGGUGUUUUUCAGUCCUCCUCCCUCCUGAUAUCGAUUAUUGAUCGUCAUUUCUCCGCUGAUCAGCAGCAGCUCUCCUCAGAAACAGUCCGCUCUGUUCAGCAUCAUGACGGAUUUUCCUUUCAGCCUCCUCAGACCUGAACCGGGUCUGGAGCCGCGCGGAGUCACCCGGUCCUCCAUCAACCGAUAAUCAAUACGGGUGAGUGUUUAUCGAUGAUGGCUUCACCCUCACUGGAGACGGAUCCGGUCUGAGCAAAGAUCAGACUCGGAGCUUCUUCAUCGGGUUGUUUCUGGAGGAUGGACUCAGCUGUGAAAAAUCAUCACGGAUUAAAACCUCUCACCACUUAAUAACGCGCUGCCCGCUGACGUCACCAGGCGCUGCGCUCCCAUUGGUCGCUGUGUGAGGAUCUAGAAUGCGUGGCGCGGCGGGUUCUCAGCUCUAACCGCAGUGGGCCUGCAGGGGGCGAUGGCAACCGCCUACACCAGCCGGGACCUGGUGGAGGAUUACCUCAGGUACAAGCUGCUCAGCAGGGGCGUGGCCUGGCGUUUCCCGCCGCCGCCGCCGUCACCUCCGCGCCAACGCAACCAAGUUUCGUCAUCAUCAUCGUCAUCACCGUCAAGGAGAUCUGGGACGUCACACCGAGACGUCCAACCAGGUGAGAACCACGCCUGCCCACUACUGCUGCUACAAGUACUGUUACUCCACUACUCACGUUACUAUCCCUGUUUGGCUCCGCCCCGAGUGCAGGUGGCUCUGAGGCGCGCCGGUGACAAGCUGGAGCGCCGUUACCGCGGCAACCUGUCGGCCCACGCGUCGGCGCUGCUGCUGCGCGCGGACGACGGCGGGCGGGCGGCGCUGCGGCGGAGCCUGGCGGUGGUCAGGGAGGAGCUGUUCAGGGACGGGGUGAACUGGGGGCGUAUCGUGGCCAUGAUGGAGCUGGGAGGGGCUCUGAGCGCCGAGGCGGGCGGCGCCGGGCAGGUGGACGACAUCGCCAGGUGGAUGGAGGAGAGUCUGGACUCGGCGCCGCUCCAGGGAUGGAUAGAGGACAACGGAGGAUGGGAUGCCUUUGUGGAGUUGUACGGCGAGUCCAGACCUCCAGCCAGUUUCUGGUCUCUGAGGACAGUGUUUGGACUGGCUGUACUGGGAGCAGCUGGGAUCACAUUGGGAGCCCUGUUCACCCAGAGAUAACUCCGGCUCCGGGUCCAGACUGAUCCGACCCGGGCCGGUCUGAACCGAUCUGAUCCUGCCCGACCAGCAGCCUCAGAGCUGCAGUUUCUCUGACGUCCACUAGAUGCUGCUGUGACCAGAUGAUGAGGGAGAAAACCUCCAGCUUCUCUCUGCAGGAAGAGAUUUUCAAAAUAAAACUUCAGACACAUCCACAAAAAUAAACCUCAGGUGGUAACAAACUGUUCUAAAGGUUUAAAGUAAUGGAAGCUUUCAUGCUAUCUGGCAAACAACACAAUGAAAACCCCUCAGAAUUACCUUCAUUACAUCAUUAUUAUCAAACCACCAAUCAGACCAGCAGGAUGAAGUUAAACUGAGGGUUUCAGUUUGUCAGAGGUGAGACAGUUUCAGAAUCAGCUCUGCUCCUCCUUAAAACAAAGAUUCAUUUAAUUACAGCUGAGUUUACUCCUCCAGUUUCCCCUGCUUCCAGUCAGCAUGCUAAGCUAGGCUAACAGUUUCCCCUGCUUCCAGUCACUGUGCUAAGCUAGGAGUGGUGGAUACAGAGAUGAAACUGACUGGGGACGAGAGAGAACAGGAGAAUUUAAGUGAAAUCAUUAAAGGUCAAAGACACGCCAGACGCUUUGUCUUCACAGUUUCCAGUUUGUGAGCAGAGAGAAACUGUUUGUCAGGCAACAUGUUCACCAACAAACAGAGACAGAAACAAAACCUGGAGAAAGACUGAAGCUGCUGUCAGAGAGACUGUCGGCAGCAGGUGAUCAGACAGACGCUGCUUUAUCUCUACGUUAACUGAAGUCUCCACAGUCAAAGACGCAGCUCUGUGGAGGCUGAAGCACUGCACUGGUUUAUGAUGCUCAGACAGGAUUUUUAAGUGGUCACAGUCAAUCAGCUCAUAUAUCAAACACACUGUGUCUACAACAGGAACAAACACAGCUGACUCACACCCAGAGAUUUUACAGACUCAUCUGAUCAGAGAAGAACCUCAGCUUCUUCAAACUGUUUAUUUCAGGUUCUUAAGACGGUUCUGUGCAGAAGUGAUGAUGAAGAACAGAUUACAUCUAAUCUGACAUCACACAGACAUCAGAGCUGCAGAGAACAUGAAGAGGAUUUCAGGUUCCUGUCUCUCCACAGCAUCAGAUUAUUUCCAUGCUGAUGACGAAUGGUUUUGUUGUUGCUCUUCACAGUUUGACAGUUUCCACUGUGUAAAUAUCUGUAAACUCUGAGGACCAUCUUAAUUCAUCUGUCUGGUUUUUAAAAAGCUGUUGGAUCCUGAACUGAACAUCACAGCCGAGUUUGUUGGUUCAUCAGGUUUUUAAUGCACUUUGUUUUUCUUAUGAAGGAGUGAAGGUGACGGCAGCAGAUGCAGAUCUGAUGAAUAAAAACAUGGAUUACA
Lates calcarifer (barramundi perch) is the source of this 2721-nucleotide messenger RNA. RefSeq names its product apoptosis regulator Bcl-2. Bases 612 to 1334 code for a protein of 240 amino acids. Gene Ontology annotation, biological process: negative regulation of intrinsic apoptotic signaling pathway; extrinsic apoptotic signaling pathway in absence of ligand; intrinsic apoptotic signaling pathway in response to DNA damage. The record is from RefSeq and is a predicted model, not a curated record. Lineage: Eukaryota; Metazoa; Chordata; Actinopteri; Centropomidae. Gene Ontology annotation, molecular function: protein heterodimerization activity; protein homodimerization activity. Gene Ontology annotation, cellular component: mitochondrial outer membrane. The transcript is spliced from 3 exons.